GUGUGUGUGCCUGUCUGCCGGCAGCGGGGUUUUUUGGUCGUUUUUACCGAUGUAGUGACGUAACUUUCGUUCAACAUCUUUAAGUUGGUGGUCAAGCGCGAAAUGUUGUAAGAGUAAUUGCUGGCUGGCUCAGGUGUUCAGGAAACGUGCUUUUCUUUUUUUCUUUUUUCCAGUAAACUCGCACUACUAUAGCGACCAUUCAUUUGGUUAUUUCCGCGUAUUUCUUGGUUUUAUGUUAAACUCCAAACUGAGUUGGAUUGAAACAAGGAAGCGAGCCGCAGGUGCCAGGAUGGAUGAGGCGGAGAAGUACCAACAGCGACUGGAGGCCAUCGCUGAGAAGCGGCGUCUGUGGGAGGAGCAGGAGCAAGCCAAGAGAGAUAUGGAGAAUGAAAAACUCAGACUGCAGCAGCUCAAGAGGAAGUCUUUGAGAGAUCAAUGGCUGAUGGAGGGAGCUCCUUUGUCCCCAUCCACACUCGAUUCCCAAAGCCCACACCACUCCCCUCCGUGGUCCUCACAGGAAGUGGGACAGCGCAGGUUGCUAUCACGGAAUGUGGGAUUUGCAGGGGAGGAUGAGAAAGAACAGAUCACACGGGACCAAACAGAAGAUUUGGACAUGGACGCAGGAGAUAUGGGGACAGUAGAGGAUCAUGUCAUGAAGGCGAUCCAGACAUUGCGGGACGAAGACGCCUCUGUUCUGAUAAACGGCGAAGGGGACUUGAAAUCGGGCCUCAAACAACAUUGCGAAGACGCUUCGGAGAAGCCCGUCAUCACAAACGGACCAAGUGGAAGCAUCCUCGUUGAGAAUCAUGGACAACACGAUGCUCCUCGAAGCUGCAUGGAGAUGGAGGAAGGGAUCGUGGCCAUGCGGGCCGAACGCGUCGUCAUCUCAGAUGAUGAGGAAGUUGCGCAUCAGGAGGAAGGAGUGACUGUGGAGGAGGUACAGGUAGCUCCAGAAGCUUUGAAAGAGUUGGCAAAGGAUGAAUUGAGUGCGGCGAAACGAGCCGGGAUUAAGCGCGAAGAGACAAAAGACGAGGACAUCGAAGCGGAAACUACAGCCUCCGUGCUGCUGCAGUCCUGGGCCGAUCCUCUGGAGGCCGAGACGAAAGACGAGGACACCAAAGCGGAAGCGUCACCAACUGCGCUGCCACAGUCACCAGCCGGUCCCCUCGAGGCCGUUCAGGUGACUCCCGUGCCGGUCUACUCGGAACCAUACUGUCCUCCUCCGGAGGAGGCACCACAAGCCCAGGAGGAUGUCGAAGCCAUGACACCAGCAUCAGAGGUGCUCGACAUGUCCUCAAAAGCCCAAGGCGACGCCCUCAUCCCGCCCCCUCAGUUCCAGGAAGUUUCCCUCAGCGACCCCACCGAGAACCACAGAACUGAGGCGCGACCCGCCGAGCAAGCGCCCCUCCUGGAGGAGGCCAAAGCCCCCGAAGUGCAAGAUGACAUCGCCACCGAUAACCAGUCGGCUUCCACAGAGAUGCGGGCGGAGGUCAUGCCGGCGCCCAAGAAGAAAGCGUGCCAGUGCUGCUCAGUCAUGUGAACGCAACAAAGAUACUAACACAACGCUUUUGAGUUUGCUCUCAUCAAGUAAGUAUUAACGCUUCCUUUAUGUAUUUUUU
Molecule: messenger RNA, 1619 nt
Organism: Hippocampus zosterae (dwarf seahorse)
Lineage: Eukaryota; Metazoa; Chordata; Actinopteri; Syngnathiformes; Syngnathidae
Gene: palm3
Product: paralemmin 3
Exons: 7
Coding region: 233-1540 (435 amino acids)
Biological process (GO): regulation of cell shape
Cellular component (GO): membrane
Source: RefSeq, a predicted model, not a curated record